AUUUCCAAUGGAGACAGACCUCACAGUUUUCUACCAUUGCAAAACUCCCCGGAUUCCUCAACUCUUACACCCUUCGCCCUAUAUCCAAACUCGACAUUUCCAUACCAUAUACACCGCAUUCUACUCCAAAAGGCUCGAACCCACCAUGUGACCGAUACUCGACCGUUCCCGGAUAUCCCGCUCCCCGCCGAUAAAUUGGUUGCAUGUCAAGAUCCUUUUGGUGGAGGAACCUCGAACGGACCCAAUCACCAGCCAUGCUGACGGCGAUCCGUUACGACCUACCCCGGAUACUCUCCCGGGUUUUAUACAAUCACGAUCCCGUUGACCAAUCGUUAAUUCUUCCGUCGCACUGUCCUUUGACGCUCACUCGGAGCAGCUCCCGUGCUUCUCAACAUCGGCCCGGAUUCGAAGCCCGCUCCACAGACGUUGCAAUUGUGGUAGCCUCCUGUCAGGUUUCUAGUGGUGCGCAUUGGAAGCUCUCCACUUCCAUGUCCAUUCUGACAAAGCCGAAGGAGUUGGCUGACAGCGCUUACAAGUGACGGCAGUGGCCGAGGCUGUGGGGAACAUGGGAUGGCCCACCCGGAGUCCUGCAAGGGUCGGCUUAUUCCAUCCCGGCAAAUAUUAUCACUAUAAACUUGAUUAUCAUGUCAGGCACGCAACACGCUCAGACCCGAUUUGCCGUUGCCUAAUACCGCCGUGAGAUGGGAUUCGAAGGGAUGAUCCGGCCUUAUUAGGCUGGGCCACUAUGUAGCCAUGCUUCCGUGCAUUUGCAACGAUCAAAAGUCUAUAUCGUCCCGAGCACCGGGAUACUUGGCGGAAAUUGCGAAAAUGCGCCCCUGAAUCUGAUAUUAAAGGGUACCAGCCCGCUGAUGGAUCUCACCGUAGAGGUCUGCCCCAGAUUUCUCUCCGGUAGACAGUCCAGCGCACCGUCACGACCGAAAAGAUGUCCAAGAAGCUCAUCGCUUUCCUGCUUGCCCUUCCGGCGUCGGCCGAAAUCAUCUACGCUACGUCGUACAAUGACCAUACUGUUACCUCGCUGAAGCUAGAUGGGUCGUCCCUGACUCGGGUUUCUCAGAAUCUGGACUGCGGGUCUGAGCCUACCUGGUUGACUCUUGACAAGUCAAAGUCGGUGUUGUACUGCCUGAAUGAGGGCUGGGGUGGAUCUUCUUCCAUAACCUCCUACAGGACCAGCGCCAGCGGGACUCUCGAGACCCUGGACGUUCUCUCUGUCCUUAAGAGUCCUGUUGCCUCGACUCUCUUUGCCAAUAACAGCAAGCUUGCAGUGGCUCACUAUGAUACCUCCGCCUUCACCACCUUCUCUGUUGCUGACCCUACCAACCUCUCCCUCCUCGGCCAGCAAACCUACCAGCUGACUGCCCCUGGCACCGUCCCCGAGCGUCAGGAUGCCCCCCAUCUCCACGAUGCCAUCCUGGACCCAUCCAAGAAGUUUAUUUUGGUUCCCGACCUCGGCGCCGAUCUCAUCCGCGUCUUCCAAGUCGACGAUGGCGCUGCCGCCGCCACUGCCGUGACAUCCAUCCCAACCAUUGCCGGCUCCGGUCCCAGGCACGUCGCCUUUGCCAAGGCCGGCCGCAAGACCUUCCUCUACUCGUUUAACGAGCUCUCCAACACUAUCAGCGGGUAUUCGGUUACCUACAAGCGCGACGCCGCCCCUGAAUUCACCCGCCUCUUCGACGUUCCUUCUGGCGGCCCGGGCACGACGGUUCCUGCUGGCACCAAGGCGGCGGAGAUCGAGGUGAGCCCUGAUCAGAGAUUUGUCAUUGUCUCCUCCCGCGGGGAGAACAGCCUGGACAUUCCGGCCUUUGACGGAGAGGGGACGAUCAAAUCGGACCCGCUGCAGGUCUUUGCUGUCAAUCAGCAAACCGGCGCUUUGACGCAUGUGCAGACCGCUCCCGCUGGUGGGCGCAAUCCCCGCGGCUUCUCGCUCAACAAGGCGGGGACAAAGCUGGUGAGCGCGCUGCAGGAUGAUAACAGGGUUGUGGUUUAUGAGAGAGAUGUGCGGACUGGAAAAUUGGGUAAGGUGUUGGCGCAUGCUACUGUGGGAAGUGGACCGAAUAAUGGGCCGAAUUAUGCUCUUUUUGAUGAGUAG
Molecule: messenger RNA, 2107 nt
Organism: Podospora pseudocomata
Lineage: Eukaryota; Fungi; Ascomycota; Sordariomycetes; Sordariales; Podosporaceae
Exons: 3
Coding region: 944-2107 (387 amino acids)
Molecular function (GO): 6-phosphogluconolactonase activity; protein binding
Source: RefSeq, a predicted model, not a curated record